GAUUUUGAUUUCGCGGCGUUUCGAGUUCAAUGCUAAACCAUCGAGCGGUUUCGAAUCUCUGAGAAUCGAAGGAAAACGAAGCGUGUAGGUUAGGGAUAUUAAGAUUACGUUGAAGAGAAGCAAGUUUUUUUUGAAAUCGACUUCUCUUAAAUCGCAACUUUGGAGAUUCAAGUUUCGUUGGUAGAGCAAUGGAGUCGCGAAUGGAUCAGUAUGAGCUUAUGGAACAGAUCGGGAGAGGAGCGUUUGGUGCUGCUAUUUUAGUUCAUCAUAAAGCUGAGAGAAAGAAGUAUGUUUUGAAGAAGAUCAGAUUAGCUCGGCAAACGGAACGUUGCCGGAGAUCUGCUCAUCAAGAGAUGUCUUUGAUUGCGAGAGUUCAACAUCCUUAUAUUGUGGAGUUUAAAGAAGCUUGGGUUGAGAAAGGUUGUUAUGUUUGUAUUGUCACUGGAUACUGUGAAGGAGGAGACAUGGCUGAGUUGAUGAAAAAGUCAAAUGGUGUUUAUUUUCCUGAGGAGAAACUUUGCAAAUGGUUUACUCAAUUAUUAUUAGCUGUUGAGUAUCUGCAUUCUAACUAUGUUCUACAUCGUGAUCUAAAGUGUUCCAAUAUUUUCCUUACAAAAGAUCAAGACGUCCGCCUUGGGGACUUUGGGCUUGCUAAAACAUUGAAGGCGGAUGACCUAACUUCCUCGGUUGUUGGAACUCCAAACUACAUGUGCCCGGAACUGCUUGCUGAUAUCCCUUAUGGUUUUAAGUCAGAUAUCUGGUCCCUAGGCUGUUGUAUAUAUGAGAUGGCUGCGUAUCGGCCUGCUUUCAAAGCUUUUGAUAUGGCAGGGCUUAUAAGCAAGGUUAAUCGCUCCUCAAUUGGUCCGUUGCCUCCGUGCUAUUCACCUUCUUUAAAAGCACUCAUCAAGGGGAUGUUAAGGAAGAACCCCGAGUAUCGGCCAAACGCCUCCGAGAUUUUGAAGCAUCCUUAUUUGCAGCCAUAUGUAGAGCAGUACCGUCCAGCCCUGUCUGCAGCCUCUAUAACUCCGGAAAAGCCUCUCAAUUCUCGCGAGGGUCGGAGGAGUAUGGCUGAAAGUCAGAACAGCAAUAGUUCAAGUGACAAAGAUAACUUCUACGUGAGUGACAAAAAUAUCCGAUAUGUGGUUCCAAGUAAUGGUAAUAAAGUCGCUGAGACCGAUUCAGGUUUUAUCGAUGAUGAAGACAUCCUCGACCAUGUGCAACAAUCAGCUGAAAAUGGUAAUCUCCAGAGUGUUUCAGCAACAAAACCAGAUGGCCAUGGGAUUUUAAAGCCCGUACACAGUGACCAUCGACCAGACGUUAUUCAACCAAGGCACCCAAAAACUAUCAGAAACAUCAUGAUGGUUUUGAAAGAAGAGAAAGCUCGAGAAAAUGGUUCACCCAUGAGAUCUAAUCGAAGUAGACCUUCUAGUGUUCCAACACAGAAGAAUAAUAUUGAAACUCCAUCAAAGAUUCCCAAACUCGGUGACAUUGCUCAUAGCUCCAAGACUAACGCAAAUACGCCUAUUCCAACAUCAAAGCUGGCCUCUGAUUCCGCAAGAACUCCAGGAUCAUUUCCACCGAAGCAUCACAUGCCAGUGAUUGACUCUUCUCCAAAACUUAAGCCUAGAAACGACAGAAUUUCACCUUCUCCUGCUGCUAAACAUGAGGCUGAAGAGGCAAUGUCAGUUAAGCGUAGGCAAAGAACACCUCCUACUUUGCCAAGAAGAACGUCUUUGAUAGCACACCAGUCGAGACAAUUAGGAGCAGAUAUCCCAAAUAUGGCAGCCAAGGAAACCGCGAAACUACAUCCAUCUGUGCCAUCAGAGUCUGAAACUAAUUCUCAUCAAUCUCGUGUCCAUGCUUCUCCUGUGAGUACGACGCUGGAGCCAAAGAGAACCUCUGUUGGAUCUUCCAAAGGAAUGCAGAGUGAAAGCAGUAACUCUAUCUCGUCGUCGUUGUCCAUGCAGGCAUUUGAGCUCUGUGAUGAUGCUUCCACCCCAUAUAUCGACAUGUCAGCACAUACAACUCCUGAUGACCACAGAAGAUCCUGUCACAGUGAAUACUCGUAUUCAUUUCCAGAUAUCUCCUCAGAGAUGAUGAUCCGCAGAGAAGAACACAGCACCAGUAUGCGGCUGACUGAAAUUCCCGACUCUGUUUCCGGUGUUCAAAACACCAUUGCCCAUCAUCAGCCGGAAGGAGAGCAAGGAAGCUCUCCCAUUGUGGCCAAAGAUGAUAGCCCUACAACAUUACAGAGCUACGAGCCUAACGCAUCACAACGACAACAUGGUGAUGACAAAUUCACAGUCAAAGAAUUCAUCUCCUCUGUUCCCGGACCCGCGCCAUUGCCUUUGCAUGUUGAACCAUCCCACCAAGUGAAUGCACACUCGGACAACAAAACAAGUGUAGUGUCUCAGAACUCAGCUCUUGAGAAGAACAACAAUCCUUCCCAUCUUCAUCCGGUGGUUGAUGAUGUCAUACAUGUUAUCCGCCACAGCAGUUUCCGAGUAGGGAGCGACCAGCCGGUCAUGGAAAGUGUUGAAGUCGGUGUCCAGAACGUCGACAUGGGGAAACUCAUAAACGUUGUGAGAGAUGAAAUGGAAGUGAGAAAAGUAGCCACUCCCUCCGAAUCACCCACCACGAGAUCGAUCAUCUCAGAGCCUGACUCAAGAACCGAGACCCGACCUGAAGAACAAGACCCCAUCACCAAUUACUCAGAAACAAAGAGCUUUAACUCCUGCUGUGAUUCUUCACCAGCUGAGACAAGAUCUAACUCAUUCGUGCCUGAAGAGGAAACAACUCCGACUCCACCUGUGAAAGAGACGUUGGACAUCAAGUCGUUCAGACAGAGAGCAGAGGCGCUUGAAGGUCUACUGGAACUAUCUGCGGAUUUGCUGGAACAGAGCAGGCUCGAAGAGCUAGCCAUCGUGUUGCAGCCGUUUGGAAAGAACAAAGUUUCGCCUAGAGAAACCGCCAUUUGGUUGGCCAAGAGUUUGAAAGGAAUGAUGAUCGAAGACAUCAAUAAUAAUAAUAGCAGUGGCAGCUCCAGGAACUGUUCAUGAAGUUUUUUUGUCAACUUUAGUAGUUUAGAUUUAUUAAUGGAGAUGUCGCAUUUUGUACGAUAUUAGAAUUUUCAUUUUAAUGUGUUUUGGUGUUAUCGACGAGUUUUUACUGUAAGAAAAAAUUGAAUUUAAA
Arabidopsis arenosa is the source of this 3192-nucleotide messenger RNA. NCBI's taxonomy places the organism in Eukaryota, Viridiplantae, Streptophyta, Magnoliopsida, Brassicales, Brassicaceae. The record is from the annotation of a GenBank genome assembly.